Triticum aestivum (bread wheat) is the source of this 2071-nucleotide messenger RNA. RefSeq names its product F-box/LRR-repeat protein 14. NCBI's taxonomy places the organism in Eukaryota, Viridiplantae, Streptophyta, Magnoliopsida, Poales, Poaceae. The record is from RefSeq and is a predicted model, not a curated record. Gene Ontology annotation, cellular component: SCF ubiquitin ligase complex. The coding region runs from base 167 to 1621 and encodes 484 amino acids. Gene Ontology annotation, biological process: SCF-dependent proteasomal ubiquitin-dependent protein catabolic process. The transcript has 2 exons.
UUUGUUCCGGCGAACUGACGAGCUGUAUUUGUUCCGCCCGCUCGCGAGACUAGCUAGGGUUUACACUCCGCUCUCCUCUCCUCCGCCAUCUCCGAGCGAGGUCGAGCGGCGGCGGGUACUGUCUCCCGGCCGGUCGUGCUCAAGGAAGCUGAAUUGAAUUUGUUUGAUGGAGGACCUACAGGAGGCUCUGAUGACAGAGAUUCUCAAGAGGAUCACCACGAUAAGUGAUCUGAAUUCUCUUUCCCUUGUGUCAAAGCAGCUCUGCAAGAUAGAGGGGAAUCAGAGGGGUGCUAUCCGUGUUGGUUCCCGUCUUUGCACUGCUACAGAAGCACUGACAUCAUUGUGCGCCCGCUUCCCAAAUCUGCGAAGAGUGGAAAUCGAUUACUUUGGUUGGAUACCUGGACAUGGAAGGCAGUUGGACAACAAAGGCUUUUCUGUGUUUUCAUCUCACUAUUCCUCACUGAUUGACCUAACCUUAAGCUUCUGCUCAUGCAUCGAUGACUCUGGGCUUGCUUGUUUAGCUUAUUGCAAGACAUUGGUGUCUCUCAGGCUCAACUCCGCACCAAAAAUAACGUCAGUUGGGCUUUUCUCGGUUGCAGUUGGUUGCAGAAGUCUAUCUGCUCUCCACCUUAUUGAUUGCGAGAAAAUCGACACUGUAGAGUGGCUGGAAUACCUUGGUAGGGAUGGAUCGUUGGAAGAGCUUGUAGUGAAGAAUUGCCAAGGAAUCAAUCAUCAUGACUUUCUAAAGUUUGGUUCAGGAUGGAUGAAGCUCCAGAAGUUUGAGUUUGAGAGUAAAAGAGAAAGAUAUGAUCGUCUUCCAGGUGAUGUGGUCUAUGACUCCUCGUACCAUGCUCACAGCACGGAUAUAUAUGAUUUCUGCUGUGAGAGUUUGAAGGAUUUAAGGUUGGCUCAUAUUAAAACUUGGCCAGAAGUAGGUCUUCGUCUUGUCCUAGGGAAGUGUAAAGCAUUGGAGAAGCUUUGCCUUGAGUAUGUUCGUGCCCUAAAUGACAAUGACAUUAUUGCAUUAUCUCGGAGCUGCAGCAACCUUAAAAGCAUCUCACUUUGGCUCAACCUGCAGCGCUACUCUAGUGAUGUCAGCUAUUGUGAGACGAGGACGUCAUUUACUGAUAACAGCCUUUACGCUCUAGCACGAAACUGUCGUAUGCUUCAGAUGGUAGACCUCAGCUUUAUAGGAUGUUCCCGUGACUGGCCAUCAGAAAUAGGAUUCACACAAGAGGGUUUUCUGGUGCUCAUUCAGUCCUGCCCGAUUCGUGUUCUCGUGCUAAACACCGCCAACUUCUUUGAUGACGAGGGGAUGAAGGCCCUCUCAUCCUCACCACAUCUGGAGACACUCGAGCUUAUAUUGUGCCAUGCGGUAACUGAUGCUGGGAUGCACUUCAUUGCGCACACCCCAUGCUUGAGUAAUCUCACACUUCGGUUGUGUCAUAACGUUACUGAUGUGGGAGUGGCUGAACUGGGACAUGCACAUAAGUUAGAAUCUUUGGUUGUCGAGUAUUGUGGUGAGGUCUCUCUGCAAGCUGUGCAGGGUGUUGCCAAGUUAGUUCACUACAGUGACUAUUCAUAUUUCUUUAUGAAGAAAAUUGGUCUUGGCGCCUAUUGAUGAAGUGGUCUCCAAAUUUUCAGUAUGAAUUUGCUGCUGAAGCCAUUAAGUUGUUCAGUGUGGAUCAUCCGACCCAGAUUCACCUCUCUGAACUUUUUGUUGCCCUCUACCUUUACGGCAAUGAUUUUCCUUUAGACAGUCUAUAAUGAUGAAUUCCAGAUGGCAACUAAUUAAUGAAACUUUAGUAGUAGGCACAACUUGUGUAUUAUUGUCAACCGUAAUUCUGGUUCCUUAAUUUCUACCCUCUAUAGCGAAACCGGCAUAAGUAGGCCACAAGAUUCCCUGUUUCUGCUGUGGAGGCACUAUAUGACCUUUUGGUGUUAUUUGUAUUAUUUAAGCAAAUGUCGUGAACCCUUUUUUCAUUGGGUAAGUGAUUUUGAAGACAUAUAUCUGCCUGCUAUGUUCGCGUGCCAAUUUUGGUAUGAAUGAAUGUAGUAAUAAGUCAAGUUU